CCUACAAAUACCAAAACCAAUAAAUUCAAAAUUAAUAAGGCAAACCAGUAAAAUUAAUCCCACAAGUGACAAGCCCCUUUCCUUGUAUUAUCAUCUUCAUCUCUUUUUUCUGUGUAAAUCACCUUCUCCAAUCCUUUUCCUCUCUAAUUUGCCUUCAUGGGACGCAUAACAAAUCUAAGAGACCUAGUAGGCUUAAUCAAAGACAAAGCUUCUCAGAGCAAAGCAGCCAUAAUUUCAAAACCCAAGAAUUUCUCUCUUCAAUUAGCCCUUCUUAGAGCCACAACUCAUGAUCCCUUUACACCUCCAAAUCCAAAACACAUAACCACUAUGCUUUCUUAUGGCCAUAGCUCACGCGCCAUCGCUUCCCCCGCCAUCGAAGCCCUUAUGGACCGGCUGCAGUCUACCCACGACUCAUCUGUAGCUAUCAAGUGUCUUACAAUUGUCCAUCAUAUAAUCAAGCAUGGUAGUUUUAUUCUCCAGGAUCAGCUUUCUGUGUAUCCUUCUACAGGCGGUAGAAACUACCUCAAAUUAUCAAGCUUUAGAGAUACUACAACACCCAUAACAUGGGAAUUGUCUUCUUGGGUUAGAUGGUAUGCCAGAUACCUUGAGCAUCUCUUAUCAACCUCUAGAGUACUGGGUUUCUUUCUAUGUUCAACUUCAAACACAGCAGAGAAAGAUAAAGAAGAAGAGAAAGUUUCAGCACUUACAAAUCCUCACCUUCUCAAAGAGAUAGAUUCCUUAGCAAAUUUAAUGGAAGAAACAUGCAAAAGACCCGAUUCUUUGCAUCUGCAUGGCAAUGGCUUAGUUGACCAGGUCAUCAACUUGGUAAGUGACGAUUAUUUGUCGUCUAUAAAUGAAAUCGCUAUAAGGAUUGACGAGUUUAACCAAAGACUGAGUUGCUUGAGUUUUGGUGACUCGGUCGAGUUGGUAUGCGUUUUAAAAAGACUAGAGAAUUGUAAAGAAAGACUACUGGCUUUGUUUGGUAGGAAGAAAGCAUUGGUCGAAAUUGUUUGGUGUUUGAUAAGUGAAAUGAAGGAAAAGGUAGGGAAUACAGAAGAUGGGAGAUUGUCGCUUGCCAUCGGAGGGAAAGAGAGUGAAAGUGAGUCAGCUCGGUUUGGAGAACGAGUUCUGAGUUUUGGGGCGUCAGUUAAGUUUUCUUCUGGGAGAUUUUGAUUGGCAAUUGUAGAAUCACUUGGAUAAUGCGCAGGAUGAAAAUCACUUGGAUUAAA
This is a messenger RNA of Jatropha curcas, 1229 nucleotides long. RefSeq names its product putative clathrin assembly protein At4g40080. Gene Ontology annotation, molecular function: SNARE binding; clathrin heavy chain binding; 1-phosphatidylinositol binding. NCBI's taxonomy places the organism in Eukaryota, Viridiplantae, Streptophyta, Magnoliopsida, Malpighiales, Euphorbiaceae. The record is from RefSeq and is a predicted model, not a curated record. Gene Ontology annotation, cellular component: clathrin-coated pit; clathrin-coated vesicle. Gene Ontology annotation, biological process: clathrin-dependent endocytosis; vesicle budding from membrane; clathrin coat assembly.